Messenger RNA from Rhagoletis zephyria (snowberry fruit fly), 1410 nucleotides. Its product is annotated as protein grainyhead-like. Lineage: Eukaryota; Metazoa; Arthropoda; Insecta; Diptera; Tephritidae. The record is from RefSeq and is a predicted model, not a curated record.
UCAAAGCCACAACCAAAGUCUAGAUAUUGUAAAUACAGUCGCCGCUGCUGCCAUCAACGACACAAGCGCCGUUACAGCCGUCAAAAUGCGUGAAGUGAACGGUCAGUUGCGCGGUCUGCUCAAAAAACCGAAUCGUCCGCCGCCGGCGCGUAAAAAUCGUGUCGUCUUCGAUGAGACACGCAACGAAUUCUUCGAGGCGGAUUAUAUUAUUUUGAUACGUGAGGAUUGCGCCUACGAUGAGGAGGACGAGGAGCCGUGCACGUGCGGCGAACACGAAUUGGUGCGUUUGUGCUGUGAGGAGGGCUGCCAAUGUAAUUACUCCGCUACGGUGGCUGCGGGCGUUGGAGGCGGGGGAGGUGGUGUUGGUGGGCCCGGCGAUGAAACACGCACACCGCAGAGUCCCAAAUACGCGCCACCUAUUGAAUUUGUCGAUGAGGCCGCACUCAGUCCGCCCGAUGGCUACAAGGACAAUGGCUUAAAGAAUACCCUCGGUGGCGCGCUAAGCGGUCACAUCUUUGGCGCCCAACACAUCCAACAGCUACAGGUCAUCCAGAGAUUGCAGCAGCAAAGGGCCGCCAUGCUGGCUGCACGCAAUAAUAAUCAAAUUCCGCCGCCGCCGCCACCAGUUGGCAGUGCAGCACUCAGUCAGCACCAUCAGCAGCAGCAUCAGCAACAACAGCAGCAGCAACAAGCAGGGCAGCAAGCGCAACAACAACAACACCAGCAAUUACAGCAACAACAUUCGCCAGACGAUGACUCGCUGGGCGUUUGCACUGAGUGCGCCGAGUGUGCCGAGUGUGCUGCCAAGCAGCUCCAGGAUACAGGUAAAAAUUAUGCAGACAUUGUUAGCUUUUAAACCCACUUUGCAUGUACUUCAGCCAACACAAUUCUUGUGCUUAUCGUACUUCUACUUAUUAUGUGUUGUUGCUGUUGUUGUUGUUGUUAUUUGCUCGAACACCUGUAAACCGAAACGUGUUUAUGCCGUCGAAAAUCACCGGAUGUUAUGCACACGAGCAUCGCAAUGAGUGCCGUGCGGGUCGCAAUGAGAGGGUGCGGGGCGGAGGGCUGGUUGGUAUGGGCGUGGGGGGCGGUUGCGGUAAUGGAAGUAUGUAUGUGGUUGAAUUAGGAGCUUGUGGUGACAAUGCAAUUAGUCUGACUACACUGACAGUCGACUUUGUUGUUGGCGUUGGUAACUUAUGAUGUGGCACUGGCUGGCAGUCGGCUGUGUCCGCAGGGUUAGCAUUGAGUCGUUCAAACUGGGUUGUGAUUAGGCUGCGCUGGCUGAGUCUGUUGGAUCAACCAUACCUGCAGCUGUGCUUAUGGGCUGCUGCACUUCCUCUCUAAAUGCUGUCAAGGGACUGCCUGCUGUUUGCACGGGCCGAGGUGAAUGCACCGGUCGGUCGGUAUUUC